Molecule: messenger RNA, 1020 nt
Organism: Diversispora eburnea
Lineage: Eukaryota; Fungi; Glomeromycota; Glomeromycetes; Diversisporales; Diversisporaceae
Source: the annotation of a GenBank genome assembly
AUGAAGAAUAAAACUGAUACUACAAGUAGAACUACUCCUCGCACUCAUGAACAAUUACCACAUUUCUUACAACAAGUUUUACCCGAUAAUUAUACUUAUAUUAUUAAAUCAUAUAAAGAAUUAGAUCUCGAAAAUUUUCCUGGUGCACCACCUGCUGCUUUUGAUUCUACAUUUUACGUAAAUAUCGCAUCAGCUGAAGCCAUUGAAGAAUGGCGAACAGCAUUUCAUAAUAAAACUGGUACCAUCUUUCGUAUUACUCGAGCCGAUAAAGUAAAAGGAAUAAAAGUUAUCUAUCAUAAAGAUUUUCAUUGUAGACAUGCAGAUAUUGCAGCUAUUAAAUAUAUGCAAAAAACUUAUGCACAAAAAGCUGGACAAAGAAGAAGUCGAAAUACCAAUUGUCAAUGUUUAGCAAAAAUUCGAUUAGAAAAAAGUAGACUUAUCCUUUCUCAUCCCUGUGAAAUUCAUCUUUUAUAUAAUCAUAAUCAUCCUUUGGAAAUUUUUAACCUUACACCACCAACUCCUUCUAUGAUUUCUUCUACCACAAGUGACGAAAGUGGAAAAAGUACUCCACAACAUAAUUUGGAAUUUGAUUCAAUUGAUAUUUAUGGAAAUGAAACAGCAUAUAUUGGUUACCCAUCGCCACAUGAUCAUAAUCACCAUUUUCAGCCUCAAUUUACUGUCUCACCUACUCCAACCAAUGCGAUUCCUGUUCAUUUCUCAAAUAAUCAAUUUAUUCCAACAAAUCACGUGGACUCAAUGGAAGAUAAUCACGUGACACAUUAUACAUCAACCCCAUCACCACCUAUUCAUCAUCAGUACCUAACUUCUCCAUCACUUUCGUCUACGUCUUCGUCUUCGUCAUCAUCGCCGUCACCUUCAUUACGAUUAUCACUCAAAAGGUCGGCCUCAGAUUUACAAACGCAAGAAAUUAUUUCAGUACGAAAAAGAAGAUCGACGGGUGUAAAAAGGCAUAUAACUGAUAUGCCUGAUAUGAUAAUUGGUUUAACGCAACAAAUUUAA